Dichotomopilus funicola is the source of this 1260-nucleotide messenger RNA. RefSeq lists its product as uncharacterized. The record is from RefSeq and is a predicted model, not a curated record. The transcript has 3 exons. The coding region runs from base 1 to 1260 and encodes 419 amino acids. Lineage: Eukaryota; Fungi; Ascomycota; Sordariomycetes; Sordariales; Chaetomiaceae.
AUGUCGCCGCAGUAUGAGUCGUCCCGCCGUCGCGGGGUAUGGGGUCAUUGGGUUCCCCUUGUCGUGACCGUGACGGUGGCCACCGUCGGCGUCGCGGCCUGGGUCUGGAGCCAGCGCGGGGACGAUGAGCAUGAGGAUGUCGACCAGCCUGCCGUCUAUCAGGAUCUUGACUACGACAACGCCGACUACGGCGACAACCCCCCCUACGGCGUAUCCAGGGAGGGUGUUGCCGACACCACUACUACCGCCCGCGAUGCUGCUGGCUUUGCGGCUGGCGCUCAGGUGCCCGUCGAGUCGUCGAGUUCCGGCUGGGCGGCAUUGCGCCGUACGCCGAGCCCGCAGCAGUUCUUUGACAGCGCUAAGAGGACCGUGGCUGCUGGGGUGACGGCUGCGGGUGCCGCUGUGGGGAGUGCGUUGGCGGCUAUCCGAGAAGAGGACAAGACAGCGUAUGCAGACCACGAGACUUGGUCUGAGGAGGCGGACGCUAAGCAGGAUAGGGUGGUCGAGCCGUCGCCAAGUGGCAAGCCGAGCGCUGGUAACAGCGGUAACAACACCGACAAGACCAACAAGCGCCGGAAGAAGGUGGCCAUCGUUGUGUCGGCGGACAACCGUCUGGACGAGAUUGAUGCCGAUGGGUUCCACGAGCAUGCGUCCAUCCUAUCCCACAUUCCCCGACAAUUGGACUUUUCCACGACCAAGAUCUACGUGCUCAUCUACGCACCGAACCUCAAGGACACCAAUGUGGACGCCAGCAGCAACCUGCCCCCGCCGUCGCUGAGCUCUUCGUUUUCCAACAUUGAUCACGCUCAGGCCCAGGCGUCCGAGGAGGCGCGGAGCCCUCAAAUCACCCCGUCAACUUCGGAUCCCGCCUACAACGCCAUCUACGCCCAGGCCCAAGCUCUCGUUGAAAAGGACAGCCAGGUUCUGACCUUCACCUCCUCCAACGGUCACUCGCACAUCCUGCGCCACAUCCAACCUGACUUCGUGUACCUGCAAGAAUCGCUGUCCGGCGACAACGGCAGCACGGUUACCAGCCUGCAAACCUGGCUGCGCCACGAAAUCGUCCUCGUGGUCGGCGCCGAGAGCGGGCACGGCGGACUGGCCGACAGCGAGUCUGAAGCCGAGAAGCCUGGCAAGGAGAAAACCGGCGAAGUUUGGUGGCACCGAGAGGACCGUGUCGGCCGAGGCCGAGGUGUGGUGGUUGUCGAUGGGACGCGGGUUCAGGAUGAUUGGGCUCGUCGCAUCUUGGGUAAGGAGUGA